GUUGGUGAUAUUCGACUGUUAUUUCCUUCCCCGCUGACGCGAAGGAUGAUCAACAUGACCCUACUGCAUACUGCUAGCACGCCCGCAGUUGGCGCUUACCCCACGGGGUCACAAUACCCCGCUUGCGAUACUCCACAAACCAACGCGAUAUCAACCUUGGCAAGCCUGAUAUAAAGACAAAUAGGAAAGCGAGACAUCCAUAGAGCACAGCGCCUUGAGCACUGAGAAUUCUCCUCACUCCGGCAAUCAUGACUGAUCAAUCCAAACCCAAGAAUUCGGCAGAGCAUAUCGACACGAUCUCUGUGAAUGACCAGCCUCUCAAGCCCCAGUAUGAGGAGCUCGACAAGUUCGGAGCUUCUUUGGUGAAGUCAGAUGCCGAGAAGGCUCUGGUGAAGAAGCUCGACCGUUGGAUGAUGCCCAUCCUUUGGCUCAUGUACUUCCUCAACUUCCUUGACCGUAACGCCAUCGUCAACGGCAAGAUCGACAACAUGGACAAGGACCUCAAACUCACAGGUGUUCAAUACAACACUUGCGUCUCUAUCUUUUUCGUUGGUUACCUGGUCGGCCAAGUUCCGAGCAACAUGCUGCUUAACCGCAUUAAGCCCUCCUGGUACAUGUCUGGCUGGAUGCUGGCAUGGGCUAUUGUGUCUACACUCAUGGCGGUUGUAAAGGACUACAAGGGCAUGCUUGCAUGCCGUUUCGUCCUUGGAAUUACAGAAGCGCCGUUCUACCCCGGAGGUGUCUAUCUCAUUUCCAUGUUCUACACACGAAAGGAGAGCGCCACGCGCAUGUCCAUCUUCUACACCGGUAACCUGCUUGCCAGCAGUUUCUCUGGUCUCAUCGCUGCAGCAGUAUUCUCCGGCAUGGAGGGCAAGCACGGCCUCGAGGGCUGGAGGUGGCUCUUCAUCAUCCAGGGUGUCAUCACAGUUGGCGUUGCUGUCUUGGCCUUCUUCAUGUUGCCUAACGCCCCCCUCCAAACACGAUGGCUUACACAAGCGGAGCGCGAACUUGCACACAGCAGAAUUGCCUUCGAUACUACUGGAAAGAAGGAGAAAGUCAGCGUCUGGAAGGGACUCCGCGAGGCCUGUACCGAUUACCGCAUGUGGAUCUUCGCACUCAUGCAGAAUCUUCACUUAUCCGCAAAUGGCUUCAAGAACUUCCUGCCCACUGUUGUCCAGACUCUUGGCUUCAACCGCACUAUCACGCUUGUGCUCACCUGCCCGCCAUACCUGCUCUCUGCAUUCGUUUCCGUCGCUGUCUCUUGGUCAUCCGGCAGAUUCAACGAACGCACUUGGCACAUCACAGCCUCCAAGGCUGUUGCUAUCGUCGGUUUCAUCAUCGGAACUGCCACACUCAACAUCGGUGCACGAUACUUCGCCAUGAUCUUGUUUGUCGGUGCAACAUAUGGUGUGAACAACAUCAACUUGUCCUGGACUGCUUCAGUCCUUGGUCAGACCGACGAGAAGAAGGCUGUCGCUAUUGCCAUCGCCAACACAUUGGGUAACCUGUCCUUUGUGUACACGCCGUACCUGUGGCCGGAUUCCUCCAAGCCCCGCUUCACCAUGGCUAUGUGGGCUAGUGUCGGCUUCAGUGCAGGCGUCAUUCUUUGUGCCUGGGUACUCAGAUUCAUCCUGAUGAGAGACAACCGCAAGAUCAAGGCCCUGAACAAUGAGGCCAUCAACUUUUACGUUUACUAGGGGUUGCCUUGGGUCGAGAUAAGACCGAGUAUGUUCGUAUCGAGUAGAGCGCAGUGCGCAGAAUAUUUGAGGACUUUGGCGAGAAUAUACCAUUCCAGCCGAUGACAUUACUACGAUAUGAAUGAAUUGAUG
Molecule: messenger RNA, 1829 nt
Organism: Boeremia exigua
Lineage: Eukaryota; Fungi; Ascomycota; Dothideomycetes; Pleosporales; Didymellaceae
Product: MFS transporter-like protein
Exons: 6
Coding region: 249-1697 (482 amino acids)
Biological process (GO): transmembrane transport
Cellular component (GO): membrane
Molecular function (GO): transmembrane transporter activity
Source: RefSeq, a predicted model, not a curated record